GACCGGCGCGCCUGGACGGCGGGCAUCUCGGGGCACCGGGCGGAGGCGCGGCGCGCGAGGAGGGGUGCGGGCGGUCGCGGGCGCCAGCGCCAUGAACGCGGCAGUGGUGCGGCGGACGCAGGAGGCUCUGGGCAAAGUGAUCCGGAGGCCGCCGCUCACCGAGAAGCUGCUGAACAAGCCGCCGUUCCGCUACCUGCACGACAUCAUCACUGAGGUGAUUAGGAUAACUGGCUUCAUGAAGGGCCUCUACACAGAUGCUGAGAUGAAGUCAGAUAACGUCAAGGAUAAAGAUGCAAAAAUUAGCUUCCUACAGAAGGCCAUAGAUGUGGUCAUGAUGGUCUCAGGAGAACCCUUGUCAGCAAAACCAGCAAGAAUUGUGGCCGGGCAUGAACCUGAAAAAACCAAUGAGCUGCUUCAGCUGAUUGGCAAGUGCUGCCUCAACAAGCUCUCCAGUGAUGAGGCAGUGAAGAGAGUCUUAGCUGGGGAGAAGGCGGACUCGAGAGGACGGGCCUUACGGACCUCCAAAACCCAUGAGGCCGACAACAAGAAUGUGAAGGAAGAAGAGUCCAGAACUCAUAAAGAGGAUAAAAGAAGCUCUGAGGUAAAGGAGAGAAGCGCCAGUGCAGAGCACAGACAGAAGGAGGAACUGAAAGAAGAGAACAAGCCUCGGGAGAAGGAGAGGGACAAGGAGAGGGACAAGGAGAGGGACAAGGAGAAGGCAAAGGAGCCCGACAGAGACCGCCACAGAGACCCUGACAAGGACAGAAGCAGGGAGGGAGAGCGAGAGAAAGCCAGAAGUCGGGCCAAGCAGGACAAGGACAGAAGCAACAAAGACCGGGACAGAGAGGGUGAAAGGGACAAGGAUCGGGAGAGGAGGAGCGAGGGCGGGAAAGAAAAGGAGAGGCUGAAGGAUCGAGACCGUGACCGGGGAAAAGACCGGGAACGGCGGAAAGCGAAGAAUGGGGAGCAUUCCCGGGACCCUGACCGGGAGAAAAGCAGAGAUCCAGACAAGCCAGAGAAAAAGUCAGCAAGCUCAGGGGAGAUGUCUAAAAAGUUGUCAGAUGGAUCUUUCAAAGAUGCCAAAGCAGAGAUGGAGGCUGAGGUUUCUGUGGGAGCAUCCAAGUCCUUGUCAUCAAAAACAUCAAAACGGCGAUCUAAGAAUUCACUGGAAGGAAGGAAAGAGGAUAAUAUUUCAGCUAAGAUUUUAGACUCCAUAGUGUCGGGACUAAAUGACGAACCAGAUCAGGAAACGACAGCUCCAGAAAUAGAUGAUAACUCAGCUCGUCUGUGGUGGGAGAACGCUGAGCCAGAGUCAGCAGUAAAACAGAAAGGCGACUCCCCCAGUGACGCAGAAGGAGAAGCUGGAUCUACUGGCCAAGAUAAGCCUGAGGUGUCAGAGAAUGCAGAAGUCACCAGUGAGCUUUCCUCCAAUCUCAGAAGAAUACCUCGGCCAGGGAGUGCACGACCAGCACCUCCCAGGGUCAAACGACAAGAGAGCACUGAGACCCUGGCAGGAGACAGGUCAGGAAGUGGUAAAACUGUCUCCAAUGUGAUCAUCGACUCACAGAAUUCUGACAAUGAGGAUGAUGAGCAGUUUGUGGUGGAAGCUGCCCCUCAGCUCACGGAAAUGUCAGAGAUUGAAAUGGUGCCAGCAGGGGACCUGGAGGAUGAGGAGAAGCAUGGUGGGCUUGUGAAAAAGAUCUUGGAGACGAAGAAGGAUUAUGAGAAAUUGCAGCAGUCUUCCAAGCCCGGUGAGAAGGAGCGAUCCCUCAUCUUUGAGUCAGCGUGGAAGAAGGAGAAGGACAUCGUUUCGAAAGAGAUAGAGAAGCUCCGUGUGUCCAUCCAGACCCUGUGUAAGAGUGCACUUCCCCUGGGAAAGAUCAUGGACUACAUCCAGGAGGACGUCGACGCCAUGCAGAACGAGCUGCAGCUGUGGCACAGCGAGAACAGGCAGCAUGCCGAGGCCCUGAGCAAGGAGCAGAGCAUCACAGACAGUGCGGUGGAGCCCCUGAAGGCCGAGCUAGCUGAGCUGGAGCAGCAGAUCAAAGACCAGCAGGACAAGAUCUGUGCUGUGAAGGCCAACAUCCUGAAGAACGAGGAGAAGAUCCAGAAAAUGGUGCAUAGCAUCAACCUGACGUCACGAAGGUGAACGGCCAGUCCUGCAGAGAUGGAGCCGUCUUCCUCGUGGUGGGAGAAGAGGCGGGAAAGCGCCACUCUGAGCCCCAGUCUGCUGAGAAAAUGGACUGCAGGUGGCUGGACCCCGCUGAAUUCAGCUUUCGGUUUAGGCACUAAACUUAUUAAAAGGCCGUGUUUUCUUACCUCCUUCCA
Peromyscus californicus insignis is the source of this 2328-nucleotide messenger RNA. RefSeq names its product TRAF3 interacting protein 1 (gene Ift54). Gene Ontology annotation, biological process: intraciliary transport; cilium assembly; regulation of microtubule cytoskeleton organization. Bases 92 to 2149 code for a protein of 685 amino acids. Gene Ontology annotation, molecular function: microtubule binding. The transcript is spliced from 17 exons. The record is from RefSeq and is a predicted model, not a curated record. Gene Ontology annotation, cellular component: intraciliary transport particle B; axoneme; centrosome. NCBI's taxonomy places the organism in Eukaryota, Metazoa, Chordata, Mammalia, Rodentia, Cricetidae.